AUGGAGUAUUACGCAAAAUACCGAUACACUCAACUUCAUAAGAUGCCUCCAAACAAAAGAAUCCUUAUCGCAGAACUAAAGAAUCGUCAUAAGCAAUCUGACCGAGUGCCUCUUAUUGCUGCUGUAAAAGAAUUUUCAACGAUUAAGCAUAAUUAUGAGAACGAAGCAAAAAUUUUUUCAGAGGUAAGCGAUAUGUCACAUAGCAUAGUCAAAUAUUAUAAUCAUCUGAAAUAUGAUGAUAAAUUCUUUAUUUUCAUGGAAUAUUGUGAAAAUGGAAGCAUCUCACAAUCAAUGAAAAAGCUUUUAACUUCCCCAUUUGACUAGCGAGCAAAAAGAUUCUGCUCACUAACCAAGGGCUUAUGUGAAAUCUUAUUGCUUCAAAGAAAUCUGCAUAAAACGCUAUAUUUAUAUAUUAAAUAAUUAUUUGUAUAAAAAAUUUAUAUAUAUAAAAAAUCUUUGGUCGGUAAUAAAAUGGAUUACUUUUUCCAAAACCAAUUAUUUUGCCUACUAACCAAGGGGAAUAAGUGAAAAUACAUAUUGGCCUCUCUCAUGGCUUGUGAAACAGUUUAAAAGCAUUACAUAUGCUCUAAUUGUAUUGCUGGAGCACAAAAUUUCACAUAGGGAUAUAAAGCCUGAAAAUAUUUUUGUCUGUAAAGAUUGGCAUUUCAAAUUGGGCGAUUUCGGGAUCACUCGAAGACAAACUGGCUUGUCAGAAGAAACCUACCCUAUUACAGGUACCAUUUUGUAUAUGUCACCAAUACUUUUAAAAUUGUAUUUUGAUAAAAUUCAGAAUAGUGAUAAAAUUAAUCUUGAAAAGGAAGAUGUUUGGUCACUUGGCAAGACGUUUUUCGAGAUCCUAAUUAAAAAGACUGGGGUUGAUUUUCAAAAAUAUAGGGGAAAAUCCAUUCAAAAUUCCAAUAAGAUGAGAAGAUGCUCCUUUGCCCAAAUCAUGUAUGAGUACGAAAGCUCAUUUAUUGACAUUAUUUAUAAAAAACUGCUUAAACAUGAUAUUCCUGAAAAAUUAGCGCUGCUUAUAGCUCAAAUGCUAAAAACUCCUUAUAAAGAUAGACCUUCUUUAUCAGAUGUCUAUGAAGGUUUAGAAAGAAUUCAAGGAGAAAUAGGCGACCCAGGAGAUUCAGAACCUAAUUGGAUCUCAUAUAUAAACCCAGAAAAGCCAAAAGAAAAGCUUGACACCUCAAAAAAAGAAAAUCUAUUGAAGCUUUUGGAACAAGAAGAAAACCGUAUUGGAAAAGUGAUAAAAACAUAUUUCAAGCAUGGGUACAUUUCUUCAGAAGAUGAUGCUGAUGUAAAAACUAUCAGCAUUGAGUCAUCACUAAGCUCACAAGAUUGUCUUAAUACUUUGCCAUUAAAUGACCCAUCACAGGAAAAUGCAACAAUUUCCGCUGAAAAUUCGGCUUUAUGUCAUUUGAUCGAGACUUUUUGCUAGUGAUACAUAUUCGGUCUAAAUUUUUACCUCGGAAAAUACCCACGAGAAAAAAAUUUCGACCAAAUGUCCCGAACUAGCAAAAAGUCCUGAGGAAAAAAAAUGCCCCGAAAAUUCAUACGAAUAUGUAGACGGAGAUACAGUAUCAGAAGAAAACCCACUGAGCACAGAAAGCGAAAUAGACACUGAUGGAGAUUAUGACUCACCUUCAGAUAAUACUACAAUUUCUAAUGAAACUCAUCUAGCCAUUGAAGAAAACCUGUAUGAUGAAAAAUCCAAAACUCUUCCAGAAACAAAUAAUCGCUGUGGGCUGUGUGGUGAAUGAUCAGAUAAAGACCAAAUUAAAUUAGACUGCGGGCAUUUUUACGAUGUUCCCUGCCUAUCUGAAUAUAUAAAUUAUCCAAAUAUCAGGCCCCACUGUCCUAUAUGCAAGGUGAAAAUAACUUGGAAAAUGUUAUCAACAGGUGGAUUGUUAAUUAGCGAUUUAGCUAUGAAUAAAAUGCUUUACUUACUCCUCCUCCUCUCCAUGAGCGAACAAAAAAAUGUUCUUCGUUCACGAGGGGGUUAAUAUAUAAAUUUUAUAAAAAUUAUUUUUUUCAAAAUUUAAAAAAAUUCGUUCGCUCACGGAGGGUGGGUUUUUAAUCAAAAAUAGGGAUUUUUCUACUGGUUUUGUUCGCUCAGGGAGGGGGGAGUUAAUAGAAUAA
Molecule: messenger RNA, 2148 nt
Organism: Blepharisma stoltei
Lineage: Eukaryota; Ciliophora; Heterotrichea; Heterotrichida; Blepharismidae
Source: the annotation of a GenBank genome assembly